Molecule: messenger RNA, 4113 nt
Organism: Thunnus maccoyii (southern bluefin tuna)
Lineage: Eukaryota; Metazoa; Chordata; Actinopteri; Scombriformes; Scombridae
Gene: tmod1
Product: tropomodulin 1
Exons: 13
Coding region: 645-1778 (377 amino acids)
Biological process (GO): myofibril assembly; muscle contraction; pointed-end actin filament capping
Cellular component (GO): striated muscle thin filament; myofibril
Molecular function (GO): tropomyosin binding
Source: RefSeq, a predicted model, not a curated record
CCACUACAUGUUGUCAAACCGCGAACAUUUAAGCAUUUCCAAGCGGAUCAAACUUAAAUAUAAGUUAGAAAAUGGCUCGUGUCAUACGUUACAGUGCCUGAGAAGUGUCCGAUAAUGGACGCGGCUCCCACUUCAUGACAUCACUGGAGUGACAGGGCAGCCGUGUGGGGGGAGGAGGGGGGAGGAGGAUCUCUUCCCCAUAACUUUACUUUGCCCUUUGCGGGAGAUGAGAUUGAGCCUCCGCGAACCCGCUGAGAGACUACCAGGGACGGGGGAGGAAACUUUUGUGAGCACGCUGAAAUCUGCUGAAUUCAGGAUUAUCUGCGGGUCAUGGACGGUUUUGUCUAGAGGAGUUUUUUGCGGAUUCCCGGUUUGUGCCCCUGCCUGCUGCAGAGCGGACCGCGCAGUGCGACUCCAGGCGGCUCUGAAGGAAACCAUAUCUGGUCAAAGUAUUCGUUGCUGUCACCCAGCGGGACUGUCCGGCUAUAAAUAGCGCUGGAGGAGGUCUCUCUCUUUGCCAGGAGCGCUACGGGCACUUGGCUGCCUUUGCUGUUAUUUUACUCCUGAGCUGGAGGUCAUUGAGGCUCCUGAUCUUACGUCUUGUUUUUCUCGUUUGGAGGGGUCACUGAGGUGUGCUGUCCAUCAUGUCUGUGAUGAGGAAGGAGAUGGAGAAGUACAGGGACAUAGAUGAGGACGAGCUGCUGAAGAAACUCUCAGAGGAAGAGCUGCAGCGAUUAGAAGAUGAAUUAGAGGAGCUGGAUCCUGAUAAUGCAUUGUUGCCAGCUGGGAUGCGGCAGAAGGACCAGACCAAGAAAGCUCCAACAGGAACGUUUCAGAGAGACAACCUGCUCGCUCAUCUGGAGAAACAGGCCAAAGAACAUCCUGACAGAGAAGACUUGGUGCCCUUCACUGGGGAGAAGAGAGGGAAAGCCUUUGUGCCUAAAAAGAUGGUGGACCCUAUUAUGGAGAAUGUGACUCUAGAGCCGGAGCUAGAAGAAGCGCUGGCUAGUGCUACUGAUGCUGAACUCUGUGAUAUCGCAGCCAUCCUGGGUAUGCACACCCUGAUGAGCAACCAGCAGUACUAUGAAGCUUUGGCCAGCAGUACCAUAGUCAACAAGCAAGGCCUCAACAGUGUGAUCCAGUGCACCCAGUAUAAACCAGUCCCUGAUGAGGAGCCCAACUCCACUGACGUAGAGGACACUCUGAUGAGAGUGAAGAGGAACGACCCCGACCUGGUGGAGGUCAACCUCAACAACAUCAGGAAUAUCCCCAUCCCGACUCUAAAGGCGUACGCUGAGGCUCUGAUGAAGAACACUGUGGUGGAGAGGUUCAGUAUCGUAGGAACCAGAAGCAACGACCCCGUAGCAUUCGCCCUGGCAGAGAUGCUGAAGGUGAACACAACGCUGAAGAGUCUGAAUGUCGAGUCCAACUUCAUCACAGGCACUGGAAUCCUGGCCCUCAUAGAGUCACUGCAGAAUAACACCACACUACAGGAGCUCAAGAUAGACAAUCAGAGCCAGCCGUUAGGCAACAAGGUGGAGAUGGAGAUAGCCAGCAUGCUGGAGAAAAACACCACGCUGUUGAAGUUUGGCUACCAUUUCACCCAGCAGGGCCCACGCCUCCGAGGCUCCAACGCCAUGAUGAACAACAACGACCUUGCUCGAGUUGUAAGAUCAGAGUCUGACGGCUCCUUCACCCUCACUCUGUCUGUUCCUGAGCUGGAGAGGGCCUUCGGGAAAAAGUUCAAGUGCAAGACUAAUAAGAAAGAGAAGGCUUGAGGGAGGACCCAUCUUCCCCAAGUGUCGGACGAAUGUGUAGAAACCAGGGCUACCCUCAACCCUCCGUCCCCCCCCCCCACCCCUUCGAAUCCCCACCAUCUCUCCAAACCCCCCCCCGGUCUGGUAACCCUCUUCAGCCUCAUGCCCUCCGACGGCCUAUCCAGAAGACCUCACACAUCGUCUCUGACAUGCAACCAUGCCAGACUCAAUUGUCAGGGGUUUGGAGGAAAUCUCUGAACUCUGUCUACUUCCUAGACUUUUUUUUAGUAGAUGUUAAAGGAUCAAACAGGAUUAAUCGGCAGUGUCCAUAUAAACUGGUGAGAUAAGAACAAGUGUUUUUGUGCUCUGAUGUUUGAAGGCUGGGACAACAAAUGCUUCCUUAGUCAUCCUGAAUCCUUUAAUAUCUCCUUAACUGUCUAGAGUCCUUAAUAAAAAGGGGCUGCAGGGCUGGUUUUGAAGGAGGGUUUCAGAUCUGAGUAGCUAAAAGGGCCACUUUUGGCAAUCCCUGUUUCUAUUGUUGUGUUUGAAUGAAUUCUAAUUAUUAUUAUUAUUAUUGUGCUGUAAAUGAGUUGUGCUGUCGUUACUGUCGUUCCCCAAAUGUCGCUCCAAGGUGGACAUACAAGGUAUCUCCAACCAGUAAACACCAAAGCCAAUAUCCCCAUUUCAAUUUGAUAGAUAUUAUAUAAACCUAUGAGGGAUACCAUAAUGUUGGAUUUUCACCCGGCUGUGAAAAUCUGAUGUAAAAUGUUAUUUUUGUUGGGUCUAAACAGUAUUUUAGUAACUAACUGUCCUUUUAGAUCAUUCAAAUUGUUCAGUAAUAUGUUGAUAGAUUUAUAAACCUGGCUACUGUGAGACUUGUCACUAUAUAUAUAUAGAAUAUAUUUAUUUGUGACAGACCUGGGAAAGAGUCACAAGCCAUUCAAAGACUUCACAUCACCUGGAUUGAUUUGCUGGAUAUUGUAAUAAUUUGUGUAUAAAUGUUGCUGUAAAUGUAAAUGCACACUCUAAUUACACUUUACACUGUUACAAUAUCCAGCAUUUACAUCGCCUGUCUCUAUGCGUGUUUGCAUCUAAAACAUCUAAAGUCAAAUGGAUUGCCUGUACAGUACGUGUGCCUCUCCACUGUGGCCUGCAAACACCGUCCUGUUAUAUAGAAUUUAUUUUCUAGUCCGUAAGUCAGGCUGCAAUAACCCAAAGAGUGUUUUAAUGGACUUCUGUUACACUUUCAACCAGGUCUGGUUUGUUGAUUGUUUGUGUUUUGUUUAUUUUUAUUUACUGGAGCUAAAAUGUGUGGUUUAAUAUGAGAGGGUUGGUACUGUCGUCACGGAUUAUUACAGGUUCACAUUAACCUCAAUCCAGGUUUGGUGUAUUUCAGUAACGGAUGUUAGACACAGAUUUAAAAAAAAACGCAGGAAACCUCGAAUGUCUUUACAGCUUUUCAGAUCAUACCGAUCCGUUUUAUUUAAAUGAAGCAAAUGUUAACACUGUUUGCAGGUUUCAAAAAAAUGCUUGUUAAACAUGUUUAGCUGUGACGGGUCUUAAAUCUACCACUGAACAUCCGAGAUGUGGUAUUACACUUUGAUCCUGAGCAUUCAAAUGUUCUUCUCAUCGUAGGCAAAACAUUAUGUCUGUGAAUACAACUUAAACGCUGUGCCACCAAACUGUUGCCAUGUUUAUGUCCUUUUUUACCAGCAUCCAAACUAUAUGUUGGUAAGGAAAAACACUGCUGUGUAUUUUGCAGCAUUUUAAUGGGAUUUCCUCUAAAUUUAAGAUUAACAGCACAAUGAGAUAAAGAAGAGUUAGCUGCUAUGUAACCAGGAAGUAGAGCUAGAUGUGUUUGUGCCUUAAAAUAAAACAGCUCCAGUAAAAAUCAAAGGAAAUGGUCUGCACUCGUUACUCUUUAAUGGCUCAAGAAGAAAUGGGUCUGUAUUUCCUGCUAAAAGAAUAGAUAAACUACCAGUUGCAGACUGAAACUGAUCCUACUGUGCCGUCCAAGUUUCCUUAUCACCGCUUUAUGCUGUGGAUGUUGUUCAUCAGAUGGUAAUUAUGGAUGUAAACAUUUGUAAAACAAUGAAUACUUGAGUGCUAAAGGAAAAAGUGGACUCUGCCACUCAGCCUGUGUGUGUCAAUUUCUGUCCGGUUCUGCCGUUUUCUGAUUAGUUUUAUUUUAGCGCUUGACUCUGUGUUUUGUUAGAUAGUUUACUUUUUUGGUUGAAUUUUUUUUGUUUAUGAAAUAAAUGAAGCUUGAAAAUAACAUGUCCACAAUGUCCUCCUGCUUAGACUUUAUUACAUUUGGCUGGAUUUGCAGAGUUUUCUCAUAUGUAGACAACAGUGG